Doryrhamphus excisus (bluestripe pipefish) is the source of this 1719-nucleotide messenger RNA. It is a transcript of the gene spi1a, whose product is annotated as Spi-1 proto-oncogene a. Gene Ontology annotation, cellular component: nucleus. Gene Ontology annotation, molecular function: DNA-binding transcription factor activity, RNA polymerase II-specific; sequence-specific DNA binding. Gene Ontology annotation, biological process: cell differentiation; regulation of transcription by RNA polymerase II. The record is from RefSeq and is a predicted model, not a curated record. NCBI's taxonomy places the organism in Eukaryota, Metazoa, Chordata, Actinopteri, Syngnathiformes, Syngnathidae.
GUAUGAUGUUGACAAAUGUGGACAUGUGGGGGUCACUCUCAGUUCCUGUUUGGAUGAUCAAGUCGCUGUGUGGUUGUCACUUUGUCACUGAAGCGAUAGAAGAAAGCGUCAACGUUCAUGCGGUGCUUCAACAUUGUAAUACUACAAGAUGGAAGGCUUUAUCAUACCACCUGCCUCUGAGGAAACAAUCCAAAGCGAGCCAGAGAGUUAUCGACCUCCGACAGAGUUGUACCCUUACCUCACUACUGUGGGGGAUGUUUACGAAGACUACAGAUGGAGCUACCACACGGAGCACAACCAACCGACAGACUAUGACCAUUAUCCAGCCGGUCAGUUCACAGAGCUUCAGUCUGUGGUUCCUCCGCAACUGCUUCAUCCUUACCACUACAGUGUAGAGAACCAUCUUCACCUGGAGCAACCUCCCUCUAUCUCAAAUUACACCCCAUCGGUAUACUAUCAGUACCAGACGUCUGCCUCGCCUGCCCACUACUACUCAGAAGAGGAACAAAGAGGUUUCAGCCCCCCUCUUGAAGUAUCAGAAGGAGAGGAUGUAUCUGAACACCACAGCCUUCCAUCCAUUAAGAAAGAAAGCAACAAGAAGAAAAUCCGCUUGUACCAGUUUCUCUUGGACUUGCUGAGAAGGGGUGACAUGAGUGAUUCUGUUUGGUGGGUGGACCAGGAAAAGGGUAUCUUCCAGUUCUCAACUAAACACAAAGAAGCUCUGGCAAGUCACUGGGGAUUCCAGAAAGGAAAUCGCAAAAAAAUGACCUACCAAAAGAUGGCUCGUGCGCUGAGGAACUAUGGUAAAACGGGCGAGAUUCAAAAAGUGAAAAAGAAGCUGACGUACCAGUUCAGUGAGGAAGUUCUAAGGAACUUUUAUUCUCAUCAAUGCUCUCACUGAGAGGGGCUUUUUUUUUUACAGUUAGAUCAUUACUAUCAAUAUUGUGACAUGAAUUGUAUAAUUUCAUUAUUUUUGAAGCCCAGUAAGCUAUGUACUUUUUUGUUGUCAUUGUCAAAUCAAUAAAGUUUAUUUAAUUGAACAAAAUACACUAUUUGAGAUUUCUAAAAAUUACUUUUCCUUCAUAGGGCAAACAGGGUAGCAAGUGGACCCUAUAAAGACGUUUCGAAAGAGGUUUGUGAUGUCACACUUAGGCAGGCUUCCUUAAAUGGACGUGCGCUGUAGGCCAGAUAUGCUCUCUGUCCUUCCCCAAGCUCUGCUUCUGUUUAUACUGUCAGCAAUGGCUCACAGGAAGUGUUUCUUCAAGGGAAAGAUACAUUUGUUUAUGAUUCCUAAAGACGCCACCAUCAGACACAAGUGUUUGGAGUUCCUGAUACCAUACCAGCAAAAGGAAGCAUUGUGUAGCAUUAUAGAAUGUGCAUACAUGUAGUGGGGUGCAAAUUGCAAGCUUACCGAAUCUGGAGGUGCUGAUUGCCAUUUCCCACAAUCAGUGGGGGUACCUGAACACUGGUAGUCCCACAACAAACCUGUAAUGACCACAUUACACGUUACCCAUGCUGUAGAAAACCCAAUGCUAAAAUGCUAAAGCUACUUACCAUUGAGAGUCAUCUUGAAGUAACCUUCAGACUGUCCAGUCUCUACUUCCGGAUCCAACACGUAUGGCUGUAUGUUACAAGUGGACAUUGUAAAAAGACCAACUCCUAUACCAUUUAUCAACUCCUGUAAAGUUGGGUUCGCAGCUAGCGGCACAACACCGAAUG